UGUUUAAUUGUUAGGAGAUGAUAGUUAGUCUUUCGGGGAGCUCUGCUGGCAGUGAAGUGAUUGAUGAACAUGUUCGCAAAUUGAUCAAAGGUCUGGAUAGAUUUUUCUGGUAAUGUUACGAACCAAGCCUGCGCAGCUUUCCUGAAAGUUGCUGGGAACUGCCUGCAUAAUAGGGCAUUCGAGGCUCCAUAUACCAUCAUUGCCAUUCUAUAUCCUUGCACGUGCUCCACUGGGUCCUGGGUUCCAUCAUACUCGGCUAGCUGCGGAGUUUUGAAGUUUGGCGGCACAGGUUCCCUGGUGAUGUCGUCUAUAAAGGCUUUUUCUACUGAAGCUGUGUGUACUGGUUCUGCAUAUCUCUGCCUACCAGCUUCUAUUUUUGCCAGAUGUUGCCGCAGCACUUCAAUUUCUUUGUAAACGCUGUCAUCAUGAAUCUGCGUUUCUGUCUUUUGUGGUCCUGCUGCCGUGAGUGUGGUUUCUUGGAUUUGUUGGCUAAUCUUCCUUUGGCUUGAAUGUGUACGAGGUAUCAUGUUCUUAUUUCGAAAAUUGUACUGAGUGAAAGCUGAGGAUGGUUGUAAGCUCGUGUCAACUGUCCACUCUGUUGAUUUUGAAGGUACGUAGCUUUCAUCUUGAUUGCUGUUUCCUUGUGCUGAAUCUUGCUCCUUUCCUUCAAGUGUCCUGGCGUCACUUCGUGAUAAACGUUCUCGCUUAGCUUCUUGUGACGAGGUAUUAGUAGCUUUUGUCAUAGAUGCUAUGGCCCGUUCGAUUGCUUUUAAACUUUGCCUUGUUUCUUCCAUGCCUUGUGUAAGUUUCUGUAUUUGUGACGCUACUGUUGAGUCUGAUGGUUUGGUUCUGUUGACAGUAUCUCUUGGAUUCGUGCUUGAUGAAGAGGAGUUGCUCAUCCUGGCUUUGCUUCUGGAACCGGGGAUGCUUCUGCUAGGAGGUGAUGAAUUUUCUGAAUUUUCCAUGUGGUAUUCGUGGAUCAAAAAGAACUCGGCCCCACGGUGGGCGCCAAAUGUUAACCGUAAAAAUAGAGUAGAUGGUGUGGAACCAAGAUCUUUAUUGAUAGAGAGAGUUUACAAUAGAGGGAGAAUUAUAGUGGAAAAUAAUCUAUCUCCUUAGGUUGAUCCUAGAGGUAUUUAUAGGAUGCUUAGAUACAGUUAUUCUAGGAAUACAAUUUUAUUUAAUUGGUGUUUGGGUAUUCUUAUUCUAGUGGGAUUUAUCUUAUUCUACUUUUGAUAGGAUUAUCUCUAAAAUGCCUCCACAUGUCCUAAUUAUCAUAGGAUUUGUUUUAGGGUAUAACAAAAUCCAAAGCAAAGG
Molecule: messenger RNA, 1317 nt
Organism: Rubroshorea leprosula
Lineage: Eukaryota; Viridiplantae; Streptophyta; Magnoliopsida; Malvales; Dipterocarpaceae
Source: the annotation of a GenBank genome assembly